Molecule: messenger RNA, 588 nt
Organism: Eriocheir sinensis (Chinese mitten crab)
Lineage: Eukaryota; Metazoa; Arthropoda; Malacostraca; Decapoda; Varunidae
Exons: 1
Coding region: 1-588 (195 amino acids)
Source: RefSeq, a predicted model, not a curated record
AUGAAUAGGACAAAAUGCACUGAAAUGGUUCAAAAGUUUGGCAACCAUAUCAAAGAUGACUUGGUGCAACAAUUGAGGGACAAUCCGUUUUCUUUGAUAAUUGACGAAUCCACUGAUAUUUCUACCACCAAAUGCUUGACUGUAUUAGUUAAAUAUUUUGAUCCAAAUGAAGGAAAGAUUAAGACCAGAUUACUAGACCUGCUGAAUGUAUACGAGGGUCAGUCUGCAAAUGUUGGUUCGAGUGGAGAGUCGUUAUUUAACAUGAUAAUGCACACCCUGAACAGCCAGCAAAUUCCAAUCAAUAAUUUUGUGGGUUUAGAAGCGGAUGGGGCCUCUAACAUCAUGGGUGAAUUCAACUCUUUAACUAGCAGGCUUAGGCAGCACAUACCAUCGAUUAGAAUUUUCAAAUGCAUCUGCCACUCCAUUCACCUUUGUGCCUCAGAAGCUGCCAGAAUGCUCCCCAGGCAAUGCAAAGAUCUAAUAAGAAAUAUUUUUACUAAUUUUUCCCACAGUGCCAAAAGAAAAUAUGAGUUUAUGCAGUUUCAGACCCUUUUUUCACUUAAACCCCACAAGCUGCUUCAUGUUUAA